GAAAUUGAAUUGAAUAGAACUAUUCUGAUGGUAUUUAGAAUUAAUUUACAUUUCAGGAUAAAUCAUUUCUCCAAAGCUGUGUUAUCCAGUGCAGUAUAUCAAUAGCGCUUGCAAACUACAUUACGUGCUAUAAAUAAUUAUAAGUGAUUUGUUUAUUUUACAGAACAAUAUUUGUGUUUAAUACAGUCACUGAAAGAUUCUAAAACGCAGUGUACAAUCAUGACUUGGCCAUAUAACACCGUGUCUCCUUAUCACACUCCCCAUCAUCCGUUCAACUUUCCUGUGCACCCUUAUCCAUACCCGUACGGCUACCAUCGUAAACAACGUCGAGAAAGGACGACGUUCACAAAGGGACAAUUAGAAAUAUUGGAAAAUCUGUUUCGUGAAACAAAAUAUCCAGAUGUAUUCAUGCGUGAAGAUGUAGCACGAAGGAUUUCUCUCCCUGAAUCUCGCGUCCAGGUGUGGUUUAAGAACAGACGUGCAAAACAUCGCCAAAAAACAAGAAAGUCGCCAGCAAUUUCUCAAUCUACAAACAGUGACUCAGAUUCAGAAAAAGGCAGGAACUCGCCAGAUGAAGUCAGAUCACCAACAAUAGAAACUGGAAAAGCGUCAAGUGAAACGCUAUCAAAGAUUGAAAACAAUCAAUCAGAAACAACAGAAUAUAAAUCACAAUGCUCGUACAACAGUACCUAUCAUCUACCACAACCGAACAUUUUACCUAAUUCUUACCCUCCCCUUGAAAGAGCACCAUCUUAUUCGAAUUAUCUACCUUCGUAUCAAUCUCCACCUCGUCCAUACAACCCUGAACCUUAUUGCCCAUAUUCUCAAUCUCGACAAUUGUAUCAUCAGUCUCAUGCACACCCACAUUCAGUUCAAGAGUAUCCACUAUGUGCGGUUGACGUGCAUGGACCACCCCCAAUUAGUCCAAGUUGGGGCGGAUAUGGACCAUCUAUUUAGUAGAUGUGCAAAGACUGUAAAUAUGGGCACCAGCUGCUGGAAUAAAUAGAGGCUUAGAAGUUGUUGCUAUGACAAUUAUACUAUUACGUCACAUGAUGAUGUCACUUAAGACUGAAAUGUUUUGUUUAAAAAUAAUGUAUUAUUUAUUUAUUUUAGUUACUUACUGUAAAUAUUAGUUUCUUUUACGUAGCUUUAAGUAACUGAACGAGCCAGUGUUGCACUGGCUUACAUCAUGUACGUUAUGUUGCAUCGCAUCGACAAAUAUUUCGUUUGUCAGUAUGUUUCAAGAUUCUUUUACAAUUGAAUCUUUUUCUUAUUUAGUAUUGUAUAUAUUUUUACCUAUAUUGUUGCAAGACAAGAAGAAAGGUACAUUAAAUGUUUAA
Messenger RNA from Hydractinia symbiolongicarpus, 1340 nucleotides. RefSeq names its product homeobox protein OTX1 A-like. The transcript has 4 exons. The coding region runs from base 220 to 957 and encodes 245 amino acids. NCBI's taxonomy places the organism in Eukaryota, Metazoa, Cnidaria, Hydrozoa, Anthoathecata, Hydractiniidae. Gene Ontology annotation, biological process: regulation of transcription by RNA polymerase II. Gene Ontology annotation, molecular function: DNA-binding transcription factor activity, RNA polymerase II-specific; RNA polymerase II cis-regulatory region sequence-specific DNA binding. Gene Ontology annotation, cellular component: nucleus. The record is from RefSeq and is a predicted model, not a curated record.